CUCUGUCGUGUAUAGUAGCGCAUGCUCUUCACACUAUUCUCAAAUGAGAGGUAAAAAAUCUAAAAGAUUUAUUUCCUACGACGAAACCCGCAAACAGCUUCUACUUGAGGAUAACAUCAAUGAAGAAAAAGCAAUUAACCAACUCACUAAGCGUUUGAAAAUAAAGAGAAAAGAUUCCACAAAUCCGCUUUGGAUUCACCAAUGUGGAUUCGAUUAUUUAUUAGAUUUCGAGAAAGAUCUGCAUGACCCGGCUUCUCAGAAACAAUCGGCGGGUGUUCUUGGUGAGAUAGGUGGGAAGAAGAAAUCUGUUGACUUGUAUGGACAAACAAAUAACUCCACGGAAGCUGACAACAAAGCCAAAACCUUGAGAAAGAAAAGAAAGAUUGUUGCCAGUGAAGCCGAUUCUCCUUUUGAAGGUGAUGCACUAACUGGAAUCGAGAGCACACCUGAAAUGUCUUUGACUGAUAGUUCUACAAUACUUCGUCGAACCAUCCGCGGUUGGCUGAAUCGCUUAUCCGAAGCCCAUAUGCAGCGUGUGAUAAUGGAGUUAACUAGUUUAUUCACUGAACAUCCCCGAGCAGUCGUUAGAACUGUUUUAAUUGAGGAACUUGGUGUCAUCUUGGAGGCCUCCCCCAUCGACCCCCAUUCGAACACCGGAUGGCUUCAUCAGGAGCUCGCCGUGUGCGUGGCCUGCAUACACGCAAGCUUGCAUACCAAGUUACAGCAUGACAAUCUGAUCGCUCAAUUAACUGAGAGUUUGCUCGACAAACUAUUUCCUGAACACAAUCUAUUAGACUCGAGCAACGUUGUCGCUUCCAUAGCCUUAUUCUUGGCUUAUUUGUUUCGAUUUGGAAUGCUUUCCCAUGUGCUGAUAGUCGAUCUUAUCCGUGAAUUUCUACAGGGUAAUAACCUGUCUUGUGCGAAGGCGGCCCAUGUGGUGUGCACAGCUGUUGGUGUCAAUCUCCGCAAAGCGAAUAUUUCGUUAACUCACGAGUUGGUCGAUCUUGCAACCAAAAGGCUCAUCGCCUUGAAUGCUCAACGCAUGGACGAAAUCUGCGAACUGGAAGGUAUUAUACAGCUAUUGUCUGCAAAGCAUUCAAAGGAGGAGUGCGUUGUUCGAGCUACGCGUCUGAAGAAGAUGAUGCAUUCAUGGGUAAAAGGUGGAACGUUUACCGAAGGCAUGUGUUUGUCAGUGAGUUUGGAUGAUUUUAGACGUGGUGAAUCAAAAGGUCGUUGGUGGCUUGUGGGUUCAGCGCGACAGAAUGAAACUGAUUGUCCGCCGCUCCGUGGACUCGAGCAGUCUGAUUCGUCAUUGCGGCAUGAUUCUGAGGCAGAUCAGUUAAGACUGUCACCUGAAGUGGAAACGGCAGCAGCCACUUUGGGUCUCAAGACCGUUGCCAGACGCACGCUUCUGAAUAUUCUUCUGUCGACACCUGGUGGGCCAGAAGCUACAGCUAACGCUUUAGCUGCUACUUGCAGAGAAAGGUCCCAAGAGCGCGAAAUGAUUCAGAUUGUCCUCCAUUGUUUAAUGGCCGAAGAACCUUUCAAUCGCUUUUACGCUAGGGUGCUAGGCAGUUUUCUCAGUUCACAUCGGAAAUUUCUGAUGAUGGUGAAAUGCGCUUUCUGGGAUGUCAUGAAGAAAGUCGAUCUCUCGGUAAACGCGAAGGCGAAUGCCGGAAGGGCCCUCGGUUUACUGGCUUCCGUCUACGAUUUGCCUCUAACUGUUUUAAAGAACUUCAAUUUCGGUGAUAAAUCAGAUGGUAAUAUCUCUUUCCUGCGACACGUUUUCGUGGAGCUGUGCACCGGAGAAUAUCAAAAAGUCUUGACAAAGCUGAGUCAAUUAAAUUGCUACACUCGGUUGUGUCACAAUUGCCGAAUAUUCAUGCGGAAACACUUUGGAUCAGAUCCGAAUGAGAACCUCAAAGCUUUCAUUAUGAAACUAGUCAGUGACCUGCGAGAGACCGAAUUACAUGAUGUUAUUACAUUUGUACAAUAGAUCAUCUCGUGCUGCUGAACCGAUACGUAUCAUUGAUUCUUUUUGAUUUCUUUUCAA
Messenger RNA from Dicrocoelium dendriticum, 2053 nucleotides. The record is from the annotation of a GenBank genome assembly. NCBI's taxonomy places the organism in Eukaryota, Metazoa, Platyhelminthes, Trematoda, Plagiorchiida, Dicrocoeliidae.